Daphnia pulicaria is the source of this 1664-nucleotide messenger RNA. RefSeq names its product UDP-GlcNAc:betaGal beta-1,3-N-acetylglucosaminyltransferase-like protein 1. The transcript is spliced from 10 exons. Lineage: Eukaryota; Metazoa; Arthropoda; Branchiopoda; Diplostraca; Daphniidae. The coding region runs from base 340 to 1401 and encodes 353 amino acids. The record is from RefSeq and is a predicted model, not a curated record.
AAUGUCGUAGCAUAAUGGUUAGCGUGUUCGGCUAGCAAUAAAAAGGUUAAGAGUUCGAAUCUACCUAACGGCAAUUUCUCAAUGGAAUGGAAUAACCUUCUAAUCGGUUUGACUUGACCUGUUUGAGAUAGAUAAUGGGUCCUACUCCACCCUGGAUACACGGGUUGUGAAUCGCAGGACUAAAUCAAGGACUACAUUUUGCUUGUUGCUCUCCUCCUUCUAAAAAAACACUUGUUGCAGCUUGUUGUCAAGACAAUUCCGCGCAUACUUCAGCAUUGCGCGGAGUGGCGACAUUGUUUACAUGCCGUACGAACCUUAAGAGUCGAAUUCAGAAGUCUGAUGGAGCCAACUAAUGAUCAAUAUGAUAUUGCAAUUAUUUUACCAGUUUACAACGCAAGCAGCUGGCUUCCAGAUUGUUUCCGUUCAAUAGCAUGUCAAGUCAAAAACAAACUGAAAGUUGAACUCAGUGUUUUUGAUGAUGGAUCAACAGAUGACAGCUUAGAUGUAAUAGAAAAGUGGCAGCCAGUACUAGAAGCUGAAGGUUUCAAAGUUUUGGUUGGCGGCCACAAAGAACCAGCACCUAAAGGAGUUGGUUUUGCUAAAAAUCAGAGUAUCAAACAGAGCACAGGGAAAUUUCUUUGCUUCCAAGAUAGUGAUGACAUGAUGAAGCCUGAAAGGUUGAAUCUUCAAUAUAAUGCCAAUUUGGAGCAGCCAGAUUCUAUAAUAGGUAGUAAAUUUGAACGCGAUCCACCGGAAUCCACCGUAAGAUACACUCAUUGGGCCAACAGUCUAACACCAGAGCAACUUAAUUAUCAAGUACUCACUUCUCAUGGACCCACAGUUAUCAUGCCUACAUGGUUCUGUUCACGAGAAAUUUUCAACAGGGUCGGGGGAUUUGACGAGAAAGGAAAGGGAACGCCAGAAGAUUUAAUCUUCUUUUAUCGACAUCUAGAUUUGAAAGGACGGAUAUACCGAGUUGACGAAGUACUUUUAGUUUACCGCUACCAUCCAGACCAGACCACCUUCUCUAUCGAUGAGAAAGUUAUCUGGGAUUUGCGUUUGAAGCGUCUAGAACGGCAGUACUUGGAAAAGUGGACUAAUGGCUUCACAGUUUGGAACGCCGGGAAACAAGGGCGUCGAUUAUACCGUUCCUUGCAAGAGCAAUACCGAACGAGAGUUGUGAGCUUCUGCGAUGUUGAUGUGAGAAAGAUUCAACAAGGAAAUUACAUCUAUGAAAAUUCGGAAUUGCGCCCGAAACCCAAAGUACCCAUUGUGCAUUUCACCACGGCUAAACCACCGUUCGUUAUUUGUGUGAAAAUGGACCUGACGAAAGGAGAGUUUGAAAAAAAUUUGCAUUCACUCAAUUUGCUUGAAAAUGUCGACUAUGUCAUGUUCAGUUAAGGGAAAAUUAGACGAGGCUCAAUCAUCUGACUCCUAAUAAAAAUUUCGUACUCCACCACGGGUUCCUCCCCAUCACAUUCUUCCUCGUCUUCCUCAACUAUCUCGAACUUGCCUCUGCUGUGGAGUUUGGGUUUAGGAUCUGCAAAUUCAUUGGACUGUCUCAACCGUAAUUUCGGAAGCAAGAGACAUGUAUGUUAUUCGCCCCUGCAUAUAGUCUGAUACUUCGGGAUUAUAAUUUUCAGAUAAUUCCAGCACCUUAAAAA